AUGAUUCGUUCGGGCAACUUGACAACGCUGUUCCUGGCAACCGACACGAAUGAUGAGGAGGUGAAAGAACUCGAGAAAAUCAUGCGUACCUACAUCCCGAACCUAAGGCUGGUUCGGCAGCCGACAUUCCUGACAGGCGAGGACUGGGCGGCAGUGCUUGCACAAGCCAAUUUCACCCACAUGUUCACUGUGCAAGCCAUGCUCGAUAAGGUGAUAUGCGCUAUGGCAGAUGUGUUUUCGGGUACAGAUGCGUCGUCCUUUUCAUUGGAUAUUACCAGGAUCAGAGCCGGGCUUAGGGUGAAGCCAUUUACUCACAAGGAGAAGGACGAGGAGGACCGGCAAAAGGUGGCAGCAGGCGUGUGCGGCAAGAUUCAGAGCUACGAGAAGCUUUACGGGACGGGGUCGAUCGCAUGGCAGCCGCAGGCAGGCAAAUACGUGUUGAUGGACUGCCAUAGGAACCAGAUGAGCAACCGGAUGAGCAACCGGGUGCGGUGCAUCAGGAACUACCUCCGGGCAGCGGGCUAUCUGAAUCGCACUCUAGUUGUCCCUCUGCAUGCCGACGAGAUCACCUAUAACUACGACCGCCGCGCGUACUUCGAUGUCAACCACACACGCCACUGCUUCGGCCCCCAGACUGUUCUCUCUAGGGAUGAGCUUUUGCAGGAGGAGAGGGAGAGGAGGAUGGGCGGUGAAUCAGCUCGAGACAAUCAUCCGUACCUACAUCCCGAACCUGAGGCUGGUUCGGCAGCCGACGUCCCUGACAGGCGAGAUCAGCCUUGCCCCAUCGCGCAUGCCUUGACGUGCGCUGCCGCCAGCAUUCCAGCGAGGGCGACGGGGAGAGAGGGAGACGGGCAUUGCGAGGGGAAGAGCCGGAGGGAGGGCGACGAGGAGAAGGGAGGGCAGCGGGCGGAAGGGAGAGCGACGGGCGGAUGGGAGGGCGACGCGCGGAAGGGAGGGCGACGAGCGCGUGACGAGGGGACGAGCGCGUGA
Molecule: messenger RNA, 990 nt
Organism: Closterium sp. Naga37s-1
Lineage: Eukaryota; Viridiplantae; Streptophyta; Zygnematophyceae; Desmidiales; Closteriaceae
Source: the annotation of a GenBank genome assembly